AUUUUCUCCGCCGUCGCGAACUAUUUUUGGCUUUGGCAUAUGCUGCCACGUGACAACCAAAUCCACUCUUCCGCCGGACACUUCCCUUCUCACCGACGACAUUGCAGGGCUCGCUUUUGAUGGCCAAACCCAAGGCUCCGAGGCAAACCCUAGAUUCUUACACUGUCAAACGCAUCAACAAAACCAUCAAGGCCGGCGAUUGCGUGCUCAUGAGGCCCCCCGAACCCUCGAAGCCGUCGUAUGUAGCAAAGAUUGAGAAGAUUGAGGCUGAUUCUCGUGGGGCCAAUGUGAAGGUCCAUAUUCGCUGGUAUUACCGACCGGAGGAAUCAAUUGGCGGUCGGAGACAGUUUCAUGGGUCGAAGGAAUUGUUUCUCUCCGACCAUUACGACGUUCAAAGUGCCGACACCAUCGAGGGGAAGUGUACGGUUCAUUCAUUUAAGAGUUAUACCAAGCUUGAUGCCGUUGGAAAUGAAGAUUAUUUUUGCCGCUUCGACUAUAGUUCCACUACCGGAGCUUUCAAUCCGGAUCGAGUGGCUGUGUAUUGCAAAUGUGAGAUGCCUUAUAAUCCCGACGACCUAAUGGUUCAGUGCGAGAGCUGCACUGAUUGGUUUCAUCCCGCUUGUAUAGAAAUGACUGCAGAAGAAGCUAAAAAACUUGACCACUUCUUCUGUGAAAGCUGUUCUUCAGAGGAUCAAAAGCUGCAGAGUUCACAGUCUACAUCUAAAUUUGCAGAGACAAAGGUAUUUCUCCUUGUUUGGGUGAUAGAAUGGGCAGUAUUUCUCCUUGAAGAAGUCAUAUUGCUUGACUAGAAGCUAACAAUAAAGGUGGAUACCAAACGACGCCGGAGGUGACGAUAGUGUAAAUAUACAAAAUACGGUGACUUAGAGUCGUUAAGAACCAACGAGAAGAGCAUCUAACUUUCUAAUGAGUUGGAACAAGUGCAUAUAGAUGUAGGAUUGUGCAUAUACUACUAGCUCUAGAGUGUUGACAUUCAUUGCAGGUAGAGAGAGACUGGUUUGAAAUGUAUCGAAGUUCUUUUAUUACAAUGAACCGAACUAAACUGAACCAAACCGAACCGAACCGAACCAAACCCUUUGUUUCAUUUCCUGCAAAACUUCAUGUGGGGUUGUUGUGUGUUGGGUUUUCUUUGAUUAACUUGUUGUUGUUGGGUUACUGAAGAAAUUUGGUUUAGAAUGCUAAGUUACUCCUUAAACUUAACCAUGGAUUUAUUGGGUUUUGUUUGUUGAAA
Molecule: messenger RNA, 1249 nt
Organism: Cucurbita maxima (winter squash)
Lineage: Eukaryota; Viridiplantae; Streptophyta; Magnoliopsida; Cucurbitales; Cucurbitaceae
Product: chromatin remodeling protein SHL-like
Exons: 8
Coding region: 120-809 (229 amino acids)
Molecular function (GO): chromatin binding
Source: RefSeq, a predicted model, not a curated record